Molecule: messenger RNA, 5769 nt
Organism: Mizuhopecten yessoensis (Yesso scallop)
Lineage: Eukaryota; Metazoa; Mollusca; Bivalvia; Pectinida; Pectinidae
Product: sodium-dependent serotonin transporter-like
Exons: 15
Coding region: 988-3258 (756 amino acids)
Biological process (GO): sodium ion transmembrane transport; serotonin uptake
Cellular component (GO): membrane; neuron projection
Molecular function (GO): serotonin binding; serotonin:sodium:chloride symporter activity
Source: RefSeq, a predicted model, not a curated record
CACACUCUGACGUGUGUGUAGUUCUAUUGUUUAUACACUCCGAUACGGAUGUUGUUUUAUUGUGUUAUAUGUAUAUUUAUUCUAUUAAUUCGCCAGUUGCCAGGAGAGCUUAUUUAGACAUCACACAAUCCGUACAUCUCGGAGUAGUGCUGAAUCUGAGAGUCGGUGGCCAUAGUUACUUUACUUAAACAUCACACAAUCCCUACAUCCCGGAGUUACCUGAGAGUCGGUCGCCAUAGUUACUUUACUUGGACAUCACACACUCCCUACAUCCCGGAGUAAUCUGAGAGUCGGUCGCCAUAGUUACUUUACUUGGACAUCACACAAUCCCUACAUCCCGGAGUAAUCUGAGAGUCGGUCGCCAUAGUUACUUUACUUGGACAUCACACAAUCCCUACAGCCCGGAGUAAUCGGAGAGUCGGUGGCCAUAGUUACUUUACUUGGACAUCACACAAUCCCUACAUCCCGGAGUAAUCGGAGAGUAGGUGGCCAUAUAGUUACUUUACUUGGACAUCACACAAUCAGUACAUCCCGGAGUAAUCGGAGAGUCGGUGGCCAUAGUUACUUUACUUUGACAUCACACAAUCCCUACAUCCCGGAGUUAUCUGAGAGUCGGUGGCCAUAGUUACUUUACUUGGACAUCACACACUCCCUACAACCUUGAUUGAUCUGAGAGUCGUCGCCAUAGUUACUUUACGGGGACAUCACAGAAUCCCUACAUCCCGGAGUAGUGCUGAAUCUGAGAGUCGGUCGCCAUAGUUAUUUUCUGUAUCAUAAAGCAGGCACUUUCAGAAAGAGGUGACCACAUUGACGAUGUCUUCCAUGAGUUAACCGGAUGGACUACCUCACACUUAGAGCUCUGUGUCGUUCUCGUGUUGUCCUGGAUGUUCAUUGUAGGUGAGCGUUACGGUCGGUGACCUGUGACUCCGUCCUGUAAUCAACAACGACUAGCUGAAGUGUUACUAAAGGGAGGUAAAUCGUCCGAAAAUGUCUCGACCAAUCAAAGACAGCAGAGGCAAGUCCAUUCAUCAUACGUACGAUAAUACGGCGUUCACUAUUAGUUAUCCUUUCAAUGAAAACGGUGAUGGCAGUGGCGAGAGUCGGACACGACAGGAUCUAGAUAAUACAGAAGUGACAGGACAGCCAUGGCAGGGCUCCCUCUCCCCACCCACGGGCGCUGACGGGAGGGCAUACAAUCUUAAUAACAAAAAUGUUAAAGUUAGCGAAAACGCGACUUCUUUUAACAGUGGCUAUAUAGCUACAGAGGAGGAGAGUUGUUUCAGCAGAACACCUUUCCCCGGGGAAUUUCUUACCCCCGGGUCAAGUUUACAGAGCAAUAUGUCUCAAAGUACACCCUUCCUUACCCCUAACGGGAGGGACGGAGUGAAUGAAAAGGAAAAACACGCAGAUUCACAGGAGGAUUUGGAGAAGAAUGGGAAGUUAGAGGGUGCGGCAGUGCACCCCGAGAGAGAAACAUGGGGAUCAAAAGUGGAUUUUCUAUUAUCAGUGAUUGGAUUUGCCGUGGACCUGGGAAACGUGUGGCGAUUUCCAUAUAUAUGUUAUAAAAACGGCGGAGGUGCGUUUCUGAUUCCGUACAUCAUUAUGCUGGUGUUCUUAGGAAUUCCCCUUUUCUAUAUGGAGCUGGCUCUUGGACAGUACCAGAGGUGUGGCGCAAUCAACGUAUGGCAAAGAAUAUGCCCCAUGUUUACGGGUAUAGGGUACGGGAUCUGUUUCGUGGCGACCUUUGUGGGAAUGUACUACAACACUAUCAUAGCGUACGCCCUGUACUACCUGGUGAUGUCGUUCCGGGCGGAAGUUCCCUGGACACACUGCGGAAACCAUUGGAACACUGAAUACUGCGUCUCCGUGGUGGACGGUUACAACAAAUCUCUAGUCACCAACGACACCAUGCUGGCCGCCUCGGAAUACUACCUAUUCAAGGUUUUGGAGAUCCAGAAGUCUAACGGUGUAGAACACGUUGGGCCUCCAAAGUGGGACCUGCUGAUGUGUCUGCUGGGGGUGUUCGUCGUCGUCUACUUCUGUUUGUGGAAGGGUAUCAAGUCUUCGGGGAAGGCUGUGUGGGUAACAGCGACCUUGCCAUAUGUGGUCCUGUUAAUCCUCCUCGUACGUGGGUGCACCCUCCCUGGAGCCACCACCGGGAUAUUGUACUAUCUACGGCCUCAGUGGUAUCGACUCAAGGACGUGAACGUCUGGUUGGACGCUGCCACACAAGUCUUCUUCUCCUUGGGACCAGGUUUCGGGACGUUGUUAGCUUUGUCUAGCUACAAUAAAUUCAACAACAAUUGCUAUUUGGACGCCAUGGUAACCAGUGUGAUAAAUUGUCUCACGAGUUUUUUGGCGGGAUUUGUUGUGUUCUCGGUGCUCGGCUACAUGGCACUUCUGCAAGGACGGGAUAUUGACAAGGUCGCUGUCGAAGGCCCUGGCCUUGUAUUCGUAGUUUACCCAGAGGCCAUAGCGUCAUUAGAUGGGUCCAUUUUCUGGUCGAUCAUUUUCUUCCUGAUGUUGAUAACACUGGGAUUAGAUAGUACGUUUGGAGGACUGGAGGCGGUGAUCACGGCUGUGUGUGAUAACUUCGGAGUCGUCAGGAACAGGCGAGAACUGUUCGUAUUAGCCCUGGUUGCCUAUUGUUUUAUAGGCGCUAUAUCUACCACAACCUACGGGGGGACGUUUGUCAUUAACCUGCUAGAUCGUCACGCGGCUCCCAUAUCCCUCAUCUUUAUCUGUUUUUGUGAAGCUAUCGCCGUGAGCUGGUUUUACGGCGUUCAAAGGUUCUCAAACGAUAUCAAAAGUAUGAUUGGAUUUGAGCCAGGUAUUUUCUGGAAGGUGUGUUGGGUGGCUAUAUGCCCAGUCAGUUUGUUUUUGCUCUUUGUGUUAUCGAUAUGGGCGUAUUCAGGAAUACAACUGGACGGCUACGUGUAUCCUGAUUGGUCUGUCGCUGUCGGAUGGUGUAUCACGUGUUCAUCUCUCAUUUGCAUACCUUUAUACAUUGUUUGUAACAUUAUCUCCACAAAAGGGACGCUAAAACAGAAACUCUUGAGAUUGUUGAAGCCAGCCUCGUUUCCUGCCCAUGUGCAAGGUGCUAACGGACACGCGGGACACGACACAUACGAGGUUUACCCUAUACCUAACUUGAAUACGCAAGUGGAACACGUCCACUCCAACUCUUUGCCAUAUAUUACAAACAUUCAGUUGAACGGGACACAAACACCAGCAACAGACAGCACGGAAAUAUUUUAAUAGAUUCAGGAAAAAACAUUGUAUAUUAUUAUGUCUGUGAAAUGAAACUACGUGUACCAAAGAGGUUAUGAAACUGUGAGCUGUUCACAUUCGUUUUGACAAAAGUGUUUUUAUGAACAUUAUAUGUAAUUAUCAGUUGAAAUCAUCCGAGUAAGUAUGUGUUAUUUCAGUAGAUGAAUGAGUUGACAAACUCUACCUUUAUUUCCACGAGAGAAAACUGUGAACGACAUUUUGAAUGAGUGUUACUAGUGAGAUCUGAACUUAACCAGAACCAAGCAGAAACACACUGAUACUAUUCCACUCAACGACAGACGCUAUCACAGUUGAAAACGUCUGGAGAGAGCUCUUCAAAUAGAAACCUAAUCACACCUAAUCACACCUACUGUAGAUCUGAACGAAUAUUGUACAAUUAUUUUGCCGUAUAGAAUAGACUACGGCUUUCUGAAAUCUCUCUCGCCGCUUGUGGUAUCGUCUACACAUUGUACCAGUAAACGUGUAUCUGAGGAUACAUAGAAUGUAUUAUAUAUGGCAUUCAGAAAUGGCAUAUAAUCAUAAGAUUUUAACGCUAUAACCAACGAUAGUGCUAUCAUCAGUUUAUGUUGAUAAGAUGUGUGUCUAUAUUUUGAUAUUAAUGAUAGAACGGGCAGCUUUUUUGUGAACACAACAGAACAUUGUUAUUUUCUACCAGCAAACGUUUCUGUGAUAACAGAAUAUCGAUAAUACCUUUUUUUGUAGAGAAAUGAUGCAUACAAAUGUAUAUUUCGUUAUCAAUUAAGCAGUUAUUCUCAAAUUCCUCAAUGUUGACUUAAGUUUGACACCACGUGUCGCUGUACUGUACAAUGGUCAACCUAUUAAUUGAUGCGCCGGAUAUAUACUAUGUUGUACAUCACUGCUAUAGUUCUUUGAUUAAAACCGUACCGAUAAAGAUUAUGAAAUAAUGUUUACAUUUAUUAGAUGUACUGUAAAACAAACCUUUAUGGAAAGAUGAAAAAAAUAAGGACCGAAAUGGAAUUUUUAUACUCCGUAAAAUAGAAAUUAAAGAGCCAUUGUAACCUAGUUGUUUUACUGUGACAUCCGUUCACCCAAAAAAUAAUAGCGGAUGUAUGUUUUGUAAACCUGCAUAAAGCUUGAAAAUAAUAUCAGAGAUGAAUAGACGCACAAACGCACGCACACACGCACAACUCGCCUACAUACUGUAUACCCUUUUUCAAGCGUGGAUACUUUGUUGCAUUGUUCGUUGUUAUGUUAAAGAGAAGAGUUUUGUCAGUUAGUUGUGAAAUAUUGCGUUGAUUUUGUAUUUUCUAUCGUAAAGUAUUGUUAUACGGUUUUGUUGUUUUGUACAUUUCAUGAAGUUUUAAAUAUUUCUGUUUUGUUGUCAAUUGAUAAUAGCUGUAAACAUUAGCAUCUGUAGAUUUUUUGUCAACAUCAUACAUACAUAUGAUCGUUCAUGUGUCGUAACAGUAUUUUUUGUCGACGUCGUUAAUCCAGCCUUUAUAACCCGGUUGUCCCACCUUAAGCCAUUAGUUGAGAUAUCAAGUUGGAUUAUUUUUCUAUAUUAAGUUGUCCCAUGAGUAAGGUUUCCUGGCUCUCUGGUUAUGUGUGAUAGGGAGGGAGAUGACUGGGUUAUUAAAACUAUCUUGUAUAAACAACAAUCAUGAUAUCUUGAGGUUUGAUUAGGAUAUUUUAACGUUUCAUUCUUAUAUAUUAAUGUUUAUUCUGAAAUCGUGAGAUCGCCAUUAGUUGAUUUUGAUAUAAUAACUUUUAACUCUAUUUCAAUUUUGUUUCUGCAAACUUAAGUUUGGAUUCUGAUAUGUUAACUUAAAUUCUGAUUUUUUUAUUUUUUAAAUUGUUAUCUAAUUGUUUAAUUCCGAUAUGUUAUAGUUUUACUUCAGCUGUUCUUAUUUUAAAUUCUGCUGUUUUAAAAAUUAUUUCGGUACUUUAAUUUUAAUUCCCCUAUCGUUAGUUUUAAUUCUGAUAUCAUACGUUUUAAUAUGAUAUCUUAUGUAAAUCAAUAUGAGAUGAAAACAACUAUGAAGUGUUUUCUUUUAAAUCAGAUUAAGAUAGAGUAACGCUAUUUUUCGAUCGCUGGUAACCAUCAUUGUGAUACGGGAGGCAGUUAACGCCAAAAGAUAAAUAUAUAUAUAUAUGUUCUAAUUACGGACAUGUAUGUCGUCAUUACCACAUAUUCAUCUAGUUAUUCUUGUUAUAAUGACAUACAUGUACUUACGUUAUAGUCAUGUCGCGAUUACGAUUAAGUUAUCUUGUUAUAAUGACAUAAUUACGUCAUAGUCAUGUCGUAAUUACGAUUAAGUUAUUCUUGUUAUAAUGACAUAAUUACGUCAUAGUCAUGUCGUGAUUACGAUUAAGUUAUCUUGUUAUAAUGACAUAGCUACUUAUAUAUGUAUCGUAAUUACGCUAUAGUCAUGUCGUGAUAACGAUUUAGUUAUCUUGUUAUAAUGACAUAGCUACUUAUAUGUGUAUUGUAAUUACGCUAUAGUUAUGUCGUGAUUA